Molecule: messenger RNA, 2092 nt
Organism: Myxocyprinus asiaticus (Chinese sucker)
Lineage: Eukaryota; Metazoa; Chordata; Actinopteri; Cypriniformes; Catostomidae
Gene: gtf2h2
Product: general transcription factor IIH, polypeptide 2
Exons: 15
Coding region: 309-1490 (393 amino acids)
Biological process (GO): nucleotide-excision repair; regulation of transcription by RNA polymerase II; DNA-templated transcription
Cellular component (GO): transcription factor TFIIH holo complex; transcription factor TFIIH core complex
Molecular function (GO): zinc ion binding
Source: RefSeq, a predicted model, not a curated record
CUGACGUACAAGAGUUGCUUGAAUGGAUGAAUUGUAACGAAUUGCAUGGUUUUAUUAUCAUUAUCACCGAGCAACUUGUAUAUUAAGAAGUCGUUUGAAUACAGCAAGGAGACAACCGUAGUUUAUUGACUGAAUUUGCUGGUAUAAUGUUCUAUUUGUGUUGUCAACCCAUGUAACAGUAGUGUUUCUGCGCGAAAACCACACUGAAAUCUGUUGGAAAACUUGAAAGUACAGUUUCGUAUACAGUUUCCGAAUACGUUGAUAACUUUAUCCCUAUGAAAGCUUUUAUUCUGUAAGAACUGUAAAUCAUGGAUGAAGAACCAGAGAGAACCAAACGCUGGGAAGGAGGAUACGAACGUACAUGGGAGGUGCUGAAGGAGGAUGAGUCUGGAUCACUCAAGGCUACUGUUGAGGAUAUUCUUUUCCAGGCAAAGAGGAAAAGAGUAUUUGAGAGUCAUGGACAAGUUCGACUUGGGAUGAUGCGCCACCUUUUUGUGGUUGUUGACUCAUCUAGAUCGAUGGAAGAUCAAGACCUUAAGCCCAACAGAUUGACCUCCACCUUGAAGCUGAUGGAAUAUUUUGUGGAGGAAUACUUUGAUCAGAACCCAAUCAGUCAGAUAGGAAUCAUUACCACCAAGAACAAAAGGGCGGAAAAACUGACUGAUCUGGCAGGGAAUCCUAAGAAGCAUAUAGCAGCUCUGAAGAAGGCUGUGGACUCUGCGUGUAUUGGAGAGCCAUCCCUCUACAACUCUCUGAACAUAGCUAUGCAGACUCUGAAACACAUGCCUGCUCAUACAAGCAGAGAGAUCCUGGUUAUUUUCAGCAGUCUUACCACCUGUGAUCCAGCCAACAUCUAUGAUCUUAUUAAAACUCUGAAAGGUUUGAAAAUCAGGGUGUCUGUAAUUGGUCUGUCGGCAGAGGUUCGAGUGUGCACCAUCCUCACAAGAGAAACAGGAGGAACCUACAAUGUGAUACUGGAUGAGAGUCACUUUAAAGAGCUGCUGACAUUGCAGGUGAAGCCUCCUCCUGCCAGCUCCUCCUCAGAGUGUUCCCUUAUCCGCAUGGGUUUUCCCCAGCACGUCAUAGCUUCCAUGUCAGAUCAGGAUGCCAAACCCUCUUUCAGCAUGGCGCACCUGGACAGCACCUCCGAUGGGCCAGGACUCACUCUUGGCGGAUACUACUGCCCACAGUGCAGAGCCAAAUACACUGAGCUCCCCGUGGAGUGCAAAGUGUGUGGUCUGACUUUAGUUUCUGCUCCUCACCUGGCCCGUUCCUUCCAUCACCUCUUCCCUCUGGAUGCUUUCCAGGAGACCCCACUGGAGGAGUAUGAGGGAGAGAGAUUCUGUGAAGCUUGCCAAGGAGAGUUAAAAGACAAAAGUGUGUUUACGUGUCCAUCAUGUAAGAAAGUGUUCUGUGUAGAGUGUGAUCUCUUCAUACAUGAUACCUUGCACUGCUGUCCCGGGUGCAUGCACACUGAUGGGAUGUCCUGAUGAGACCACAAUUUGUACUGAUGUGAACUUCAGUACAAAUAAAGACUGAGAGAUGAAGAAAAAAAUAAAUUCAUCGGCAUAAGAUUUAGAUUCUUAGGCCCAGUUUGAGCAUAAAGGAGAUAUAAGCAAAAAAAUGGCUAAAGCUUGCUGUUAACUUGCAUCUUAACUGUAUGUAAGGAAGUACCCUAUGGGGAAAAGAGAGCAUCUCACUGGACCAAAUGACAAAGCGCCUUUAUUCUUUUUUUUAUGCUGUUUGUUUUUCAGUCUUUGGCAGUUGUUAUCACUGAGUUGUAAUAAUAGACAUAAUUAACAGGACUGACAUUGCUGUAUUUUUACCCUAUAUGACGUUAAUGUAUUUGCCUGUGCUUAAUGAACCAUAAGCAAACUUGUGCAUAAUUACUUUAGACUAAUUGCUUUAACAAAUGAAAACAGUAACAAACUGUAUGGCUAAUUAUUGCAAACUGUGUGAAUGAUUAAUGGUAAAUCAGUUUUAAGUGUUGCAGCAUAACAGUUAAUUUAUGUAUUCACAAUAUCUUUUUCAGUUGAGUUCAUUGUAAGAGGUUACUCUCUGUGAAAUAAUUAAAAAUGACAAAAGUGGAAAA